UAAAGGGAAUAGAGAUGAUAAUAGAGAUCAUCAUACUGAGAAAGACAAUAAUUCCGUACGGGUACAACAACUCUUAUUUAAACGAAGUAAAAAAAAUGCAAUCUUUGUUGUCUAAUAGAACAAACACUAAUACCUUAAUUGAGUCGGUCAAAAUAAAAUCUGUUUAUCAAAGUGCUUCUCCGAUUGCUCAAGACAUCUCUUUGCAACUGAGGAAGAAAACAAGAUCAUUUCGUUCCAUUUUUAGAAAAAUAGUGAAAGAGAUUCCAUUAGUAAUGAAAAAAGGGGUUUCGGGGAUCCGUAUAUGUUGUUCAGGUCGAUUAAAAGGCGCAGAAAUAGCUAGAACUGAAUGCGGAAAGUAUGGAAAAACAUCUCGUAAUGUAUUUAACCAGAAAAUCGAUUAUGCUCCUGCGGAAGUAUCUACUCGUUACGGAAUAUCAGGUGUCAAAGUGUGGAUUUCUUAUAGUAAAAAAAAGGGGGGACGUGCUAUAUCCAAAACGUACGAAAUAUAGUAAAUAUCGUAAAGGCAGAUGUAGUAGGGGUUGCAAACCGGAUGGUACAAAACUUGGUUUUGGAAGAUAUGGCACUAAAAGUUGUAAAGCUGGUCGUCUUUCAUAUCGAGCCAUUGAAGCAGCGCGUCGGGCUAUAAUCGGACAAUUUCAUCGUGCUAUGAGCGGACAAUUCCGAAGAAAUGGUAAGAUAUGGGUAAGAGUUCUCGCGGAUCUCCCUAUUACCGGGAAACCUACAGAAGUAAGAAUGGGAAGAGGGAAAGGAAAUCCUACGGGUUGGAUUGCUCGUGUGUCCACGGGACAAAUCCCAUUUGAAAUGGAAGGUGUGAGUUUGUCAAAUGCUCGACAAGCCGCUACAUUAGCGGCGCAUAAACCAUGUUCGUCAACCAAGUUUGUUCAGUGGUCGUAACGUAAUUGGUUAGUGGGGAAAAACCGGGCCCAAAUUCUAAAAAAUUAGGCGAAGUGUUUGUUCCUGAACGACGGAAGUGGAAAGACACUAAGGGAGAGGGAUAUACUCCUUUCUUUUUGUAAUCGCCGAAAUUGUACGACGAACCUUUUUGUUUCAGGCAUACGACCCAUAUAUGUUACGGUCUU
Messenger RNA from Gossypium arboreum, 1100 nucleotides. RefSeq names its product 60S ribosomal protein L16, mitochondrial. The record is from RefSeq and is a predicted model, not a curated record. The transcript has a single exon. Gene Ontology annotation, biological process: mitochondrial translation. Gene Ontology annotation, cellular component: ribosome; mitochondrial large ribosomal subunit. Lineage: Eukaryota; Viridiplantae; Streptophyta; Magnoliopsida; Malvales; Malvaceae. Gene Ontology annotation, molecular function: structural constituent of ribosome; rRNA binding. Bases 358 to 915 code for a protein of 185 amino acids.